Messenger RNA from Lymnaea stagnalis (great pond snail), 10803 nucleotides. The record is from the annotation of a GenBank genome assembly. NCBI's taxonomy places the organism in Eukaryota, Metazoa, Mollusca, Gastropoda, Lymnaeidae.
AGAAUUAAUCUGAAUGCUCAAACUUAUCUGGCUAUAUUUUGUAGCUGAUUAAAAAAAAUCAACACUUCUCUCAGAAUUAUUGGAGAUAGGCGUGAAACUUAAUAUAUUUCAGUCACUAGGCUGGUUUAUUUUACUAUUGAAAAUGCCACCAACAGUGCAGACCGGUAGAAGGGAUGACAGAGAAAAAAGGUCACGGCCGGGGGAAAAACGGUAAUAUAUAAAAAUUAUUUACUAUUUAGUCCAGAAGACCACCGAGUGAGUAGUAGACGUAGUGUAGUAUUAUAAUAAUUAUUAGUAGACGUACGUAGAGUAGUGAAGCAGUGUAGUGUAAGUAAGUGAGUGAGCAGCUGAGAGCAAUAGUCAUCUAUGACUCCGAUUGAGUCAUAGUAAUUUAAGUAAUGUGUGUAUUUUAGUAGUGUGAGUCAAGACUAAGAGUGUCAGUGUCACCAAAAUUUUAUGUGAGUAUUUUGUGAGAGGUAAAACUUAAAACUCUGUCUGGGUACCAACCCUUCACAAAUUCAAUUUUUAAAAUAUUUUGAAUCAAUUCAGAUGCCUGGAUGCCUAGGCCUAAUCUACAGCCCAGUCUACAACGACUUAGUCUUAAUACUUAGGAAGUGACGGGGUGGGCGAGUUAAGCCCUAGUAGUAGUAACUGCAGCUUCCUAUGGCUAUGACUAUGGCUCAAUUUGUUAUUGUGACAUAUGCAUGCACAGUACAAUUGACUAUUCCCAUUUCUGACAUAUUGCAGACUACAUGCCACUGUCACCUGAUUACACCUGUUGAAAUAUCUCUAAAAUUAUUCUUCACAGUAUUUAUUUAAAAAAACGCAGCUGAGACUGUGAGGCUAGAGGAGUGAUUGCAGGUUGUUGGCGGAUUUACUUGCAUUUCUGAGAGAAACAAUAAAUAUAGAUACUAUGUUCAAUUGUGCACUUGUUACUAAGUUUUGUUUAUCAAUUUUAAAUCAUGCCCCAUCUGCAUGUAAUAAUAAUAUGUAAAAGAAAAAUGUUAGCAUCAAUGAAAUUAAUUCUUUGUGAAUAAAAAUCAUUCAGUGGUUGAUAUUUUACCAGAUAUCAUUUAGUCAUUAAUAAGACUAUUCACUUGACCUCUGCACCAUUCAGUGAAAGCAUCAAUUAACAUGUAGUAAUAAGUAAAGAAGCAAUUUUUAUUUUUAUUUGUACCUGUAAUAAAGUAACAACAGUAUUAUGUUAAACUGAGAUCAACAGAUAAUAACACAAAAUCAGAUGAUGAGGUCCAUACUACUAGUUAAUGCCGGUAGUACAUUGAUAGACAGACCAUAAAAAGUACAAACGAACUCACUAUUACAAUUACAUCAUUUUAAAAAAAAAGGCAUAGCUCAAAAACUUCAAAACAUUUUUGAUGUUUUUUUAAUUUGGUCUAUAAAACUAUCUAAUUUUUAUACUCCAUAAAAUUUUUUUUGCAGUAACCGCUAAAGCUACCUUCAUCCCGAAUUUAGGUAAAUCUAAUGUGGGAAAGGAAGCAUUGCACUCUACCCAUAGCAAAUUAUGCUUUGGGCGCUUUGCGCUAUACUUAUCUCGUAAUAUGUUUAGGUCGUGUCUCACCCUAUGCCUACUACUUAUAACCGAAAGGCCUAUACUAUAGUCUGUUUCAAAUAUUUAGUUAAAAAACGGGCCUAUCAAGAAGAAGUCUUCAACACUAAUAACUAAAUAAUUAGGCCUAAUUUAUCUAAAAGUGAUUGGGUAGGGUAAGAUGAGCCCUGUCAGAAAUUUGGUCUCGGGGGGCAGAUUUUCUUCUGCACAUGUUCAUGUCAAAUAAAUUUAACUAUAACUUUUUGCCCCUUGGCUGAAAUGCAUUUUCAUUAGUUUACAAAUUUUAAAAAAUAUUGAAAUAUCUAAGCUAAGGAAAAAAGCUAAUAAAUAUCCAUAAUUUAAGAAUUAUAUUUUUAUAUCUGAGUGCUUUGAAACGUGUGUUAGAUCAUUUUCUUUAUAAGAUUUAGUAUCUUUAGAUUUUUAAACUACAGGUCCAAAGUAUACUAAUUAGAAUGUUUCAUGUGAAACUGGUCACUCAUGUCCUUAGCCAUCAAUGACUGCUUUCCAAAAAACGUUAAAAUUUACGAUAGGAAAAAAAAUAAUUCAUUCAAUAAUUUUAAAUAAAUUGUAUGCCACUCCUUGCUGCAAUGGGGUUGAAAUCAUAAGGGAAAUAAUUUUUAAUAAAUACACAAGUACUUAUAAGUAGGGGAACCAUUGUGUCUUCGAAUACUUAAGAAUGCAGUUGAAGUAUAUUUUAGCGUCUAAUUUUACAAUAAAAUAAAAUUAUAUAAUCUUAAUAAUAUUGAUUUGUAUUCAUCACAAGCCCCCAAAAUUUGAAAUGUGGAAUUAUUUCCCCAUUCAGCUUCAUUUUGUAAUAUAUUUCUAGCUAAGCCAACUGUUGAAGGGAGGUUUCUGUUGUUGUCUCUUACACAGCUCUCUUUGUUAGAGCCUGGCAGAAGAGACACCACUUAAUUCAGCAUAUGACCACUUAUAGUGCAACGCCCUAACUUUUUAAAGCGCUGUUUAUUUAUUCCAUAACAUGAUUUUUUUUCCCACUGGAACAUUGAACCAUAAUGUUAUAAAACAAUAAACUCAUCAAGACAGACAGCAUUUCGCUAGAUUUAAUUAAAUUAAAAACCCUUACGCUUAUUUACAGGAAACUAUAAUACUAGAGCUGGCAUAAAAGUUUUAAAAAAUCAAAAUUUAAUGAAUGUAUAAAGUGCUCACGAAAACAUUUUUUAAUUAAAAAAAAAUCUUGCAUUUUAUGCAGUAAUAUACUGUACUUUGUACUUAGAUAAACCUAAGGGCAGGGGCUUAAAACUUUCAAGAGAAAAGCUGCUUAAACUUAUUUCUGUCGCAUUUUGGUGGUGAACUCCACAGUCCUGAAAGGCAACUGAGAAGAAAUAAAUGAAAGUUGUAUAGAAGUUUAAUAAUAAUAAUAAAGUGUAUUUCAAAAACACGCUUCAUCCCCAAAGGCUCGAAGCGCGGAACAAGAGUAAAAAAUCUAUAAUUUACCACAUUUAAAACAAACGCAACACUACAAAAACUAAUUACAAGCAUACAAUGUCAAAGUCUUUCAACCCAUUUCAACCGUGAGCAACACAGCUAAUAUGCAUUAAAUGGAAAAUAUGGUAGACGAUCAUCCCAGAAAGUGUUUGCGAAAUAAAUGUGUCUUUAAAUCGGUUUCAAAGGACUCCAGUGUCUGAUUGUUUCUGAGAUCGACUGGAAGGGCGUUCCAAAUUGUUGGACAAGCAAAUGUGAAAGUGCGCUUUCCGCAAGUCUCAAGGCGAACACGUGGUGUCAAGAGUUUGCCACUGUCGGAUGAGCGGAGUUGUCUAGUGGGUACAUAAGGCGUCAGCAGCUCUUUCAGAUAGGACGGCGCCAGGCCAUGUAAACAGCGGUAGCACAAAGUUGCGAUUUUGUACUCAAUGCGAGCACGGACCGGCAGCCAGUGCAACUCUCUCAGAAGUGUUUUUGCAUGGUCGAACUUGCUUUUGCGGAGAACAAUUCGAGCUGCAUUAUUCUGUGCUAUCUGAAUUUUAUCCAGGAGCGUAGCUGGAAGACCCACCAUGAGAGCAUUGCAAUAGUCCAUGGGUGAUAGCACAAAUGCAGACAUCAACCUCUUUGUUGCAUCAAUUGUUAAGCUUGGUAUUUAAGUAAAGAUGGCACUUUCAAAAAUUAUUAUUUUUUAUUGAAAAUUUAAGCUUAAAAAAAAUUAUUUUAAUUACCAUUUUAUUUUAAAUACCAAUAUUUAAUGUUGACUUAUUUUAUUUAUGUUAAUAGAAUUUACUAUCAGCCUCAACAUUUACAUUUCACAGAUCUGAAUUGGUAUGCAGAGUGAAGUUUAAUAAUACUUUGCCAGAUAUCCCUUUUGACCCCAAGUUCAUCACAUAUCCAUUUGAGUCAAACAGGUUUGUUAUAUGUUCUCAUUAAUUCAUUAGUAAAUUUGAAUUAGCUACCAUUAGUUCCUUAAGUUUUUUUAAGUGAUGACUUGUUAGAUAUCACUCAGCUUGUUUCUGAGAUAUGUGGUUUAAAGUAACAUAAAUACUGGAUCAGAAUACUUUGUAGGUUUUUAUUCUUGAAUUUUAAAAAUAAAAUUGUUUAAUGCUCUUGAGCUAUGAUAAUAAUAUAAAUUACUAACAUCAUAUAUACAACCCUUCUAAAAUUAUUUUAACUAAUAUAUAUUAGAUCAAUAUUAUAUUUAUUUAUAAAACAUUCAUGAACAGAUUUUACACUUACAAGCCAACAUCAUUGGAAAGAUCUUUCAAAUAUGACCUUCUGACUGAACAUGAUUUGGGUGUCAAUAUUGAUCUCAUUAAUCCAGAUACAUAUAAAAUUGACCUCAAUGGUAAGAAAUGGAUAUUAAUUGUUCUGAAUAUGUAUAUGCAAAGUUUUCAAAAAUAAAAUGCAAUGUCGAGUUAUCAGUAGUGCUAGUGUACUUACCGUUAGCUGUACGUUGACCCAAAAACUGGGUACACACACACAGCUGUGGAUGCUUCACUGAAAUCUCAUACCAAGCCACAUGCAUCAUUGCUGACUGCUCAAUCUGUCAGCCUCUAACAUCGGGAGCAGAGAGGACACUAAUAAAAAUCAGUGGGUUUUUCACUUGAUACCACCGACUGUGAGAGAGCAUAGGCCUAAUGGCACUAGCCAGUGGUGACAAAAUUAUAAAAAUCCAGAAUUUCGUAGCCCCGCAUUUUACCCUUAACUUAUCCACCAAUCAUAUCAUAUUUCAUAAUUGUUGGUAAAAAAAAAAAAGCCUCGCCUUAUAGAUGAGAUAGACUUUUAGACGAGUAUAUACAGUAAAUAUAAAACUGUAUUUCCACCAAGCAGCCACUCAGCACACUACUACAUUAAGUAUAAAUAUAAAUUAUUGAUAGCGAUGGAAUGCAUGGGUUCCACAAGUAUAAAUUAAAUGAUUUCCAUUAAUUGUUUCCGCCUCCUUUUAUUUAGCUUACCCAGAGCCAGAAGAUGAAAGGCUGCUGGAGGAAGACCUCAAUGCACCUGGAGAUUCUAAAAGGUUAACUGUACAAUGUUGUGCUUAAACUCUUUCUGCAUGAUUAAUGUUCUUUACUAAUAAUUCAAUUGUUACAUAAAUUAUGCUUAUUCCAAAUGAUAGAAUUCAAAACAAUCUUUCAUAUUUCUUAUUUCCUUUUAUUUUAAAGAUCAAGGCAUCACAAUACAAAUGUAUCUUGGCUGCGCAAGACAGAGUACAUAUCUACUGAAUACAACAGAUUCAUCCAAAAAGCUGAUAAGUCAGAGGCAAAGUAAGUGAAAAUUGGUCAUUGAAUCUGAACACUUUGCCAGGUUUCUGAAGUUUUAUUUCUAGCUGUCAUUUACUCUAUCUCAGUAUGUCAGACACUAUAUAAGCAUUAGCAUCUGCAGAAAUAAUUUUUUGAGAGUGGUGACGUUUGAUAUGAUCAUUCUCUUAAUAGUGCUCUGUAAGAGUAAAAAGACAGAAGACAUUAUUUUUGCAAUCUGGGAUGGCAAGCCCAUGUAGUGCUUUGCUUUCAAAUCUGGACACUCAUUAAUUAUUAAUUUCAUUCCCCUCUUAUUGAAAUUACAUCCUUUCAAACAGUUAGUUAUAUUCUUUUUGAACUAUGUUAAAGUUAUAACAUUGAAAUUUUCAAUUUGUGUUAAUUCUAAGUUAAUGGAAAUAUUGUUCAUUAUCUAGAGUUGGUUUUAAAAUCAAGAGAAUAAUGAAAGAGGAGGAUCUUUACAAAGAUAGAGAAAGUCAAAUCAAUGCCAUUAACAAUACUUUUGAAAAGGCAAAACACCCGGUAAGUUUCACUUUUUUCUUAAAGUAUCACUUAGUUUAUUUUAUUUGAUAAUGUAGACAAUGAUAUUGUGCCUUUUCUUCACUUUUUUUUUUCUUUCACCCACGUUUGAAGUGUUAUUAGGGCCCAACUUAGGGGGGCCCAGGGGUUAAGACAGAUAGACAUCUUUUUAAUUAUCUCUCUUAAGUGGUAAAAGUAUCCAAUUUCUCAAAAAUGUUAUUCAAACUUUCUAAAACAUUAAUAGGAUUUAAUUUAUAGAAGUUUUGUAUUGUGACAUGGUUAUGAUCCUAUUACAUUCUAACAAAUCUUUUGCCCCAUUAAGAUUCAGAAACACUACAGUAAACCUGGUGUGACACCAGUUCAAGUCAUGGAAGUUUUUCCAGACUUCAAGGUAUGACACUUUGUUUGCUUUGAUAUGAUAUUUGAAAUAUGUUAGGCUCAUAUUUUUCCAACACUUAAUUUGUUACAUAAUACCUUAACAUUGACGACUGUCAUGCGCGUUUUACUUGCUUAAUAUAAGUUUUCUUUCUUUACGUUAGCUGUGGAAACAUCCUUUUGCCCAAGUCCUUUUUGAUUCUGACCCAGCUCCCAAAGGAUAUUCUGCGCCUGUGCAGAUUGAGGAAAUGUCUCAGGCUAUGAUACGGUACAUAGUUUCUCAAACACCUUGACUCUCAAAAUUUUUUUACUUAACUAGCAAUGUUUCUGUGAACGUGUAACCAAAGGUGUUAUGGCUGUUUUACUGCAGCAAUGGAUGUUGUGCGUACACAUUUUUGUUUUUAUCAACGGUCUUGUAAUGAAAAAUGUAUUUUUAUCAAUUUAGUGGUGCUGUUGAUGAAAGUGGGGAGCAAUUUGUUGCCUAUUUCCUUCCAACUGAUGAAACGCUCGGUAAAAGGAAGCGUGACGCAGAACUUGGAAGAGAAUAUGAGGAGGGUGAUACGUAAGUCUUCAAAAAUGUUUUGUUCCACUGACAACAGAUUUAUUACUCAAAAUGCGUUCUGUUUUCGAAUUAUUAUUGCAUAUACCUAUACUUUAUUUAUGCUAUUCAGUUUAAUUAGCAGGUCAUGUUUUGUAAAUUCAUCACUGAAAUGAUUUUAGAAUGGAACAACAAGUUAAAUUUUUUAAUACAUUUGCUCAUUUAUUUAGAUAUGAAUACCUGCUUGCAAGAGAAUACAAUUGGAAUGUCAAAAACAAGUUGUCUAAAGGUUAUGAAGAAACCUACUUUUUUAUAAUGCGUGAUGAUGGUGUCUACUACAAUGAACUGGAAACAAGGUUUGUUAUAAAUUAUUACAAUUAAUAAAUAAUGGAACAUGUUAUGCAUCAUGAUAUAUUUUGUUUCUCUAUGUUAAACAGAUCUAUAAAAUGUAUUUUUCUUUUUCCACACUAUUAUUAACUUACAGCAAAGUUAAUGCAGUGGCAUCAGUAGUGGGGUGCGGGGGGGCUGCCCACACCAGGGGACUCCAUCAAAGGGCGGUGACACCAAACAGAAAAUUUUACAAAUUCGGCUCGAGUCAGUUAAAUAUAAAAACAGGGUGCCAACAGCAGGAUUCCACCAGAGCAUGAUGAUUUAUCUGAAAGUAAACUUUUUUAAACACCCAGGCUUCGAAGGAUCAUGAAAGCAGCAAAUAUUAGUCAUGAUGUUACUGAAGGAGACUUUCUAGAAUCUCUUCCAAUACUCUCAUGAAGCUUGCAAUUAUUUCUCGCGAUCUGUGGUUUCAUGUGAGAGGAGAAUUUCAAAACUGAAACUUAUAAAUAACUGUUUGAGAUCUAUCAAGGAAUAGUCCGAGAUUUCUGGUCUUGCUGUUUGUCAAUUGAAAAUGAUAUGGAGAAGAAUGUUGAUUUCGAUGAAAUGGUUGACAGGUUAUACACCACAAAAGUAUAGUUUUAACUAAAGUUGAAUGUUUGAAUAAAAAGUAAUUUUUUUAAAUGCUGUUACAUGAAAUUCUAGUUUUUUUGUGUGAUGCGUUUUGUUACCUAUAAGUAAUUCUGUAUGAUCUGUUUAAGAACAUCUCCUACCAUAUGGUUAUUGAGAAAGGUAAGUCUAUUCAAUCCAUCCCACCUGAUGGUGGGAUGGAUUGAAUAGACUUACCUUUCUUACUUACCCUAUGUAAUUUUUUUAAAGUCAGUUUAAAAUUAUCUAAAUUUUCAGAGUUCGUCUGAGUAAACGAAGAAAAACAGUUGCAAACGCUCAGUUAAGGUCACGUCUAAUAGUUAAACACAGAGAAUUGCAGGAAAAAGAAAUAGAUAGUCAGGUUUGUCUAAUAUUUUUUGCAUCCAUUAAAUUAUUGUGGCGAUUCUUUGAAAAACUUUAAUGUAUAAUUAAUUAGAGUUAAAUUUUGUGUUUCGAAAUGGUUUUCUUUUUAGUAACCAUGUUAUAAUACUAUUACUGGUUAAAUAAAUUUUAAGAUUAUUUAGAUAUUUUUGGAUUUUAUAUGGAAAUUGUUUUUUUAAAGUGUUAUUUCAUUUGUUUAAAAAAAUUCUUUUCAUACGGGGAUUGUAUUUAACAAUCUUACAUUCCAUUCCAUUGUGUAAACGUUUUAUUUUCAUUUUUCGCUAAGGAGGGACGCAUGCAAAUGCUAGAACCACCUGGUGAGGAGGAAGAAGAAGAAGAACCCAUGCCUAGCCUGACAGCAGAAGGUAUUUUAUUUAACCAGUUAUGCGCCAAAAUUAAUGUUUUCAAUAUUCUUACUGCUACUUUUUCAGAAAAACUUGUAAUUAAAAUCUUUCUUUUUUUUUUUUAAAACAGUAAUUUUACAAUUUUUUCUUUAGAAAAAUCUCAACAUAUUUAAUCCUAUAUAUUUUUCUUUUAAAUUAAUUAUCACACUAACAUUAAUUUUUUGAAGCUGAAAAUGAAGGGCAGUAAAAUAGAUUUUAUGAUUUUUUUAAAUUAACCAUUUCUAUAAUUUAACAUUUACUUAAAAAUAAAUAUUCAGCUUCCUUUAGUGGUAUGUUUAACUUAUAAAUUAUUUCUUAAAUGAAAUUAUUUAUAUCUCAAUUUACACUUAGUUACCUCAGAGGGACUUAGAGAUGUUGGCUCUGAUCAUGACAGUGAUGAUGAAUUAAACAACUCGGACAAGGAUGAUGACAAAGCCAGUGUCAAAUCUGCAGGUAGUGCUAAAAGCAGAAGUAGGAGUCGCAGCGUCAGUCGCAGCAGAAGCAAAAGUGUUAGUAGAAGCCGUAGCCGAAGUAGCAGUAAAAGUGCUAGCCGCAGCAGAAGUCGGAGCGUGAGCAGAAGUAAGAGCAGGAGUGCAAGCAGGAGUCGGAGUAAAUCAGGCAGCAGGUCCAGAAGUGUUAGCAGAAGUCAAAGCAGGAGCCCAAGUAGAAGUAGGAGCAGAAGUAAGAGCCCAAGUGAACAAGGCAGUGGAAGUGAAGAUGAAAAAACCAAAGGAAAGAAAGACGAAGAGGAGAUUUUCGGUUCUGCCAGCAGUUCAGAAGACAGCGAUUAAGUUGGAGAUUUAUUAUCAUAACUUCAAUUUUUAUUUGAUUAGUGACAAUAUAAUACAAUCUUAAUGCAGUUAAUGAUACUCAUAAAAAGAGGUACAAUUGUGAACAGCUAGGAAGGAAGUUAACAUUAUUGACACAGCAAUUUAGAAAGAACAUUUUAAACUGGAGACCUCUGCCUUAUAAGUUAUAUUUGUUUAACCCUCUGAAGACGUAAGGGCCGAUCUAUCGGCCCGAGGUACACUAGCGAGAAAGACGUCAAGUCCGAGCCGUCGGUCUGAUAGAUCGAGCCUCACGAUUGGCUGGCUUGGCGUUGUACCAGCGAAUCAAAUUUAUUCAUACAUAUUCCUGCACAUCCCGGCAUUGUAAUGGCGGCGUUCGUUGAAGGUGAACUCAAUUUAUUUGUUUGCAGGAAUUUUUUUGUGUGUGUGUAGUUACAUCGUGAAUUUCGAACAUGUCUGACAGUGACUCUGAUCAAACUGUGCUUAGUAAUUUUGAUAUUCUAGCAGUGAAUUUGACACUGAAACUGCUGAAAACAACCAGGGAAUUAAUGAAGACUUUCAAAUUGAGGGUAAUGCUAAUGUUGUGAACUCUUGGUUUAGUAUUACUAGUAUUAGGGGUCCUCAAAUGGACAGAGAUGACCCCUCUGAAUUUUUAGACAACAUAAGUCCUAUAAAUAAGUCAUAAGCACCCCAUUUGAGUAUUUUAUGCUAUUUUUUACACUAAAUAUCACUCAAGUGUUAAUGAGAGAGACCAAUUGAUAUGCAGACACAUUUGUCAGUAACAUUCAGCUUAAGAGAAGGUCCCUAGGUUAUAAAUGGGGGCCUGUUACAGUGUGUCUGUAACAACUGAAAAAUAGGGGGUGGGGGUGGGAAAGGAGUAGAACCAUGUGCCAAAGGUGUCUGAAGGGCCUUCAUGGGCCCUUUUCCCCCCAAAAAAUAAGUAUUAGGACUUAUUCAGGCUUCAUACAUCAAAAAAUUCAUACAAUUGAUACAAGUAAGUCAUGUUUGUUCUAGGUGUAACAAAAAAUUACACGCAUAAAUUAUGCAAAUAAGGGUACCUCAUUUGCAUAAAUUUUGAUAUGUCAGUUUGAUUCAUAAAGAUUGUAUUAGUUCAUUCAAUUUCCUACAAGAAUAUUAUAGUUUUACAUAUAUUAAGGGAAUAGUUUAUUUUUUAUAAAUUUUUUUGCAAUGCGAGUCUCGAGCUCGUAAAAAUUGCUCCGUCUUUUUGGCACAUACACCCCGAAAAGGCUCCGUCUCCAGAGGGUUAACUGGUUAUCAAAUGAAAUUAUGUUAAAUUAAAUUUCAAUAAUUUAUACGCAAGUUUUGUAUAUUAGUAUUUUAAAAGAAUAUGAAACAUAGCACCUUGUGUGUUGUUAUCUAUGUCAAGUAACAAUAACAUGUACAAAAUUUUUAUUUUUGAAGGAAUUAAUAAAAUAACAGUAAAACAGCCCCAUAGAUUUUUAGGGUUUACAUAUUUUGAAGUUAUGUACCAGUCCUAAAUGUAUUAGUAUUAGUGAAUGCAUCUUAAAAUUUUUGGAAUGCAUGAUUUUGUUCUAGGUUUCUUCAAAAUUAAAGUCAC